Volvox carteri f. nagariensis is the source of this 393-nucleotide messenger RNA. RefSeq lists its product as uncharacterized. Lineage: Eukaryota; Viridiplantae; Chlorophyta; Chlorophyceae; Chlamydomonadales; Volvocaceae. The transcript has 3 exons. The coding region runs from base 1 to 393 and encodes 130 amino acids. The record is from RefSeq and is a predicted model, not a curated record.
AUGGUAUCCGCCAAUGCCCUUACACUGGCUCUGCUAACGCUUGCCGUCGGGCUUUUAUAUCCGGCUUUGCCAGUUGCAAAUGCACAAGAUACAUUAUUCAACAUUCCACAGCCAGGUGUUCUUUAUCCAUGGCCAGCCGACAACCAGACCCGCGACAACGUCGUGUAUCCCAAGGGCUGGAUGCAUUACCAAGUCAACAAGCAAUGCACCCAGGCUCAGACCAUGCUCGCCUUCAAUGCCAAGAGCAUUGGCACGGUGGCCAUACCUCUUGCGCUGGGCAGCUCGGACCCGGGCUACCUUCAGGCCGCCUACGGCGUGCGGAGCUUCCCCACACCAGGGGGGGUAUGGGUCCGUGAUGCUGAGUGCGCCAGAGCUUGCCGGUUGCGAAUUUAA